This is a messenger RNA of Carassius carassius (crucian carp), 861 nucleotides long. Its product is annotated as heat shock factor-binding protein 1. The transcript is spliced from 3 exons. Gene Ontology annotation, cellular component: nucleus; cytosol. Gene Ontology annotation, molecular function: transcription corepressor activity. Gene Ontology annotation, biological process: cellular heat acclimation. Lineage: Eukaryota; Metazoa; Chordata; Actinopteri; Cypriniformes; Cyprinidae. The coding region runs from base 367 to 597 and encodes 76 amino acids. The record is from RefSeq and is a predicted model, not a curated record.
CUCGAAAUCCAGAUGAAGUUACAUGCAAACCUCAUGUAACAUAAUGCAUGGUAUCAAAAUGAAAUAGCUAUUAUUAGCAAUCUGUAAUUCGAAAGAUUUAUCCUCCAGUGCACUGGAAAUCACAUUAAUAUCCUUUAGCUAAGUUACUAAAGGGUUAAAUGUGGACACAUGGAUGCCCUCUACACACGAAAGAGGAAGUUUUUAUGAGUAAACAAUGAAACAGAGUGGAAAAGUUACAGAAUCCUUUUAUUCUGAUGUAUAGAUAUGAUCAAAUAUAUCAGAGAUUGAAGCACACGUGCUGUUUUAACGUUGCCUAGAGCUGAUAACUAUCAACUAACCCAACAUAAACCAACCCAAACAAAACUUAUGGCAGGAUCCGAGUCAAAAGCAGCUAAAGAGCUGACUGCAAUGAUGGAGACGACAAUGCAACAACUCCAGAGCAGGUUUCAGAACUUAUCUAAGCAAAUCAUCUCCAAAAUGGAUGAGAUGGGAACACGUAUAGAUGACCUGGAGAAGAACGUCGGUGAUCUCAUGACACAAGCAGGAGCUGAGAAUCAUUUUAAAGCAAAGCAAGUGCAUUGGAUUUAUUUGAUUUAGUCACUGAAUUAAAGUUCGGUCAAUAAAAACCACAAUGAGUCAUGAUAUUUAAUAUCGCUGUUUUUUUUUUCUUUCUGUGCAGUGGUUUUGAAGAGAGACCGAGCUGGCCAAAGCACUGAGCAGAAAUGUUGGAGAAGCUUGAGAUCAACACAAUAUUUGUGUAAUUAUCUAUGCAUGUAUAAUUCACCAGUGCCUUGUUUUCUAUAUGAUUUAGGUCUGAAUAUCUGGAUCUUGUACCUAUAAAGCAAUAAAUGAACUUGUUUA